CUUCACUCUUCAGCAAUCAGUUUGACACAUAAACAAUAACAGUCUAAUUAAUAACAAACUAACAAAUACGUUCACUUUUUGCUGGAAAAGUCUGUGAUUUAAUGCUGCAGUUAACACAAUGGGCAAUCAACUAGUUUGCAUUGCGACUUCGCAAAUCUUUCCAGUGGAAUGGUAUCUAAAGGACCACAAUGACUUGAAAUUUGAGCUUAGUUUGGGCAGUACCCGAUUUCUAAAGGUGGCCAAAGCUGAGACUCAAGAGGGGCAUGUGGUGGUUAAAGUGUUUGCAAUUCGCGAUUUGACCCUCCCCUUGCAUCGAUAUCAAGAGCGCCUAGAGGAGAUCCGCAAAAAACUGUCCACCGCGGUCAACUGCACUCCGUACCAAAAGUUUAUCAUUUCGGAAAAAGCGGCGCUGAUUGUGCGGGAAUAUGUGAAGUACAGCUUGUACGAUCGUAUCAGCACUCGCCCCUUUUUAACUGACAUUGAGAAAAGGUGGAUAACUUUCCAAAUCCUCUAUGCUCUGCAUCAGUGCCAUAAAGUGGGCGUGUGCCACGGGGAUAUUAAGUUGGAGAACAUCACAGUGACCUCCUGGAAUUGGGUGAUGCUGGUGGAUUUUGCCUCAUUUAAGCCCACAUUUUUGCCCAUUGACAACCCUGGGCAUUAUUCCUACUUCUUUGACACGUCGAGGCGCCGAACCUGCUACAUUGCCCCUGAAAGAUUCUCAACUUCCACCAACUUGAGCAGCAACGAUACCACCGCUCUGAUUCCUGAAGUGAUUUACGAUUCCAGCGAACUCACGCCUGCAAUGGAUAUAUUUUCUGCAGGAUGUGCUUUGCUGGAGCUCUGGAACGAACUUCAGGUGCCCUUUGACUAUUCCCAACUGCUAGCUUAUCGGGCUGGCAAGUACUCACCUGAAAAGCACCUGGAAAAACUGGAAGACCCCAACUUAAGAAGCCUGAUAUCGAGCAUGAUUAAUCGAGACCCAGCAACGCGGCUUUCAGCGGAAAAGUACCUGGACCAGCAGCGCGGCACGCUGUUCCCUGAAUAUUUCUACAGCUUCCUUCAGUCGUAUAUGCUGAUUUUCUCGUCCAACCCGAUUAUGUCCCCGGACGAGAAAGUAGCCCGAUUGAAAAGCGACAUUGCCAAUAUUUUCAAGUUUCUAGGCCCCGUUAAAACAUCCCCUAUUGAAGAGCCAGAGGAUGAGGAAUCAGAGGAGGAAUCGGAAAGUGACGAUCAGAGCGAGCAACGAGGCGAAUGUGAGGGCUUGGUGAUUAUCACGUCUCUGGUAACAUCCUGCAUUAGGGGCUUGCAUGAAUGCUCGUCCAAGUUGUUCGGCUUGGAAAUAUUGCUCGAGCUGGCAUUCCAUGCCAGCGAUGAAACUAUUCUCGAUAGAAUCCUGCCUUGUCUGGUGUUUCUGGCCCACGACAGCAACUCCCGAGUGAAAAUAUUUGCAAUAAACACCAUAACCAAGUGCCUGAACUUGGUGCAAAAGCUGCCGAAAUCGGACGCCAAUAUAUUUCCUGAAUACAUUCUGCCUGAGCUUGCUCAAUUGGCUACGGAUCCUAAUGCGUGCGUUAGAGCGGCUUGCGCCAAGAACAUUAACACUUUGGCAGAGAUUUCUUUAAGAUACCUGGACCAGAUCCAAAAUAUUUGGUACGGAGAUGAAAGCUCAAACAAAACCGAUGAAAAGCACCCGUUUAACUAUGAGCAGGAGCUUCAGGCGUUGCAUGAAAUGGUGCAGCAAACAGUGAGCGCUUUGCUGACGGAUUCGCACAGCAUAGUGAAACAGGCUUUGGUCAAUAAUGGCAUUAACAAGCUGUGUGUGUUCUUCGGGAAGGCUAAAGCUAGUGACGUUAUUUUUUCGCACAUGAUAACGUUUCUGGACGACAAAGAGGACACAGAGCUUAGAAAGUCCUUUUUCGACUGCAUUGUCGGAGUGACUUCCUACAUCGGCUGGCACUGCUCCAGCAUGAUAACUCCAUUGCUCUUGCAGGGCCUGACUGAUAGUUCGGAGUUUGUGACUAGAAAGGCGAUUUUAGCCAUGGCCGCUUUAGCCGAACUCAAUCUGCUAACUACUCCCUCUCUGUGUGAGCUCAUAACGGAAAGCUGCACCUUUCUGGUGCAUCCCAAUCUGUGGAUUAGAGAGGCUCUAUGUGGCUUCAUUGCCAAGGCAGGCCAGAGGCUCAGCAUUUUGGACGUCCAGUGCAAGAUCAUGCCGCACUUGUUGCCUUACUUGCAGUACAAAUUAAUGCAAAUUGAUAAACCCGAGAUUUUAAUGGAUGCUCUGCUUCCGCCCAUCCCUAGAGCUGUUUACGAUCAGUUGGUCAACUACAAAGACAUCGAUCAGCUAUUGAGCGUUUUGGAGGAACGGAAGCUUUCAAGGAACUUCACUAGACGAAGCACCAUUAUGAAUUACGAUCCCCAUAGAAAGCUGGACUCCAGUUCGAAAACGUUUUUCGCACGGUUUGAGUCCAAUGAGCUCAGUGAACAAGUGGAGGAUCAUAUUUUGAAAAUGGGGAACCACCUGAAGAAGAUCAACAAGCCGAAACUGACUGCGGAGCCUCGCAUCCACAGCGAUGGGCAAAUUGAUCUUGAUGGCUUUACCAGCAUUAUCAAGCGGAAGGAGUUUCAUUUCAGUGACCAUCACAAGAUCGAAUACAUCAGGAGCGGAUUGCAUAGAACAAACACGCUGGGUUCGAUCGAUACGAACAUUCAUUCGGAUUGGAACUGCAGCUCUGAGCUGUUGACGCGCCAAUCGGAGUCGACGAAUAGCGGAGGACAGUCGUCUCGCUCGACCAACAGUCGCCCAUCGUCGCCCCCGCCUGAUGUGCACAUGACUCAGUUCAUCAGCACUACCACUGAAGCCUCCAGUCUGCACGAGAAAAGUUUCAUUCAAUAUAGGCGAUCUACGUGCUACGUGGAACUCAACAAGCUGAAGAAUAUGCAGCUGGAGCAGUAUUAUGAGGCGCUAAAAUUGCGUCCAGCUGAGCACGACAGCGCAACGUGGAAGCCCCAACUGCCGCCGCCUGGAUGGCACCCGAAAGGCGUUCUGGUGGCCCAUUUGCACGAGCAUAAGAGCGCUGUUAAUACGCUACGCGCCUUUCCAGACUCCCCCUACUUUGCCAGCAGUUCAACCGAUGGGACGAUCAGGUUGUGGGAUUGUUCCACCUUUGAGUCCGGCAGCUUUGCCAACAGAUCGAAGCAGCAGUUCAGGUUUCCAAAUUCCUGCCCGAUUACGGGAAUGGAUGUUUGCGACAACGGCCAAUCACUGGCCGCCUCCUGCCAGAAUGGAUGGGUUGGGAUUUUAAGAGUGGAUCCUGCUAGCUCCAAAAUGAACGUUAUUCAGUCGCGGCACUUGGAUCCCUUUGAGGAUGGUUUGGCGGUGGAUCUGCACUGUUUGGACCCUGGAACUCAGAGCAUUGUGGUCUACGCCACACUGUAUGGGGAUUUGGUGGCUUGGGACCUGCGGCAGCCCGAUCUGGCUUGGAGGCUGCCAAACGGCGUCAGACAAGGAGUUAUCACCACGUUCUGCAUCAAUCAGCACGAUAGUUGGCUGGCGUUAGGCACUAGUGAUGGUGUCCACACUUUGUGGGAUCUGCGGUUUCGACUACCCAGCACUACGUUCACUAUGCCCUUCAGUGGCCAAGCGGUGCGCAUCAGGAAGGUGAUCCCGCACCCCACCGAGCAUUCAUGGCUGAUUUCCAGCGUGCAGGGAAACAAUGAAAUUUCCAUGUGGAACCUGGAAAGCGCCUCGAGGCAGACGGUUUUAUGGGGCAGCACCACGCCGCCUCUUUCCAAAUUGAACCAAGGCAAUCAGAACGCAAACCAUAGCAUUUGCGCUAUUCAAGCGGGCUGUGUCGAUGGGUCGCCCUUUUUGCUGUCCGGCGGAACGGAUCAAAGGCUACGCUUUUGGAACCUGGAAAGUCCUUCUGAGAGUUAUUUAGUUCUGCCGGCCGCCUGCGAUGCUCCUACUACUACUAUAAUGUACCGUAGCAGGUUGAUUGAUGGUUCAAACGUGAUCUACGAAGAAACCUCCAACGUGCCCCCCAGAGAAGUGCCCCUGAGGGACGUGCCGGAAGAGUCGCCCCGAGCGGGGCCCGAGCCCCCUGCAGCCGGACACAAGGACUGCAUCUCGGACAUUAUUCUCUGUAAAGCCAACCAGUGCUUUACAGUGACUGCGUCCAUGGACGGUGUUAUUAAGGUGUCUAAAUAGGUUCGGUGUUAGGUAACUACAUAUGUAAGUUCCAGAA
Dendroctonus ponderosae (mountain pine beetle) is the source of this 4247-nucleotide messenger RNA. It is a transcript of the gene Vps15, whose product is annotated as phosphoinositide 3-kinase regulatory subunit 4. Gene Ontology annotation, molecular function: ATP binding; protein binding; protein serine/threonine kinase activity. NCBI's taxonomy places the organism in Eukaryota, Metazoa, Arthropoda, Insecta, Coleoptera, Curculionidae. The record is from RefSeq and is a predicted model, not a curated record. Bases 119 to 4210 code for a protein of 1363 amino acids. Gene Ontology annotation, cellular component: phosphatidylinositol 3-kinase complex, class III, type I; phosphatidylinositol 3-kinase complex, class III, type II; late endosome. Gene Ontology annotation, biological process: protein phosphorylation; protein targeting to vacuole; macroautophagy. The transcript has 22 exons.